This is a messenger RNA of Megalops cyprinoides (Indo-Pacific tarpon), 666 nucleotides long. It is a transcript of the gene rab38a, whose product is annotated as RAB38a, member RAS oncogene family. Bases 1 to 666 code for a protein of 221 amino acids. The record is from RefSeq and is a predicted model, not a curated record. Gene Ontology annotation, molecular function: GTP binding; GTPase activity. Lineage: Eukaryota; Metazoa; Chordata; Actinopteri; Elopiformes; Megalopidae. Gene Ontology annotation, biological process: phagosome-lysosome fusion; endosome to lysosome transport. The transcript has 4 exons. Gene Ontology annotation, cellular component: late endosome; lysosome; phagocytic vesicle.
AUGAAAUCUCACCGCCUACCGUCAACAUCCACCAUGCAGAACAACCAAAAAGAACAUCUAUACAAAAUCUUAGUAAUCGGGGACUUGGGCGUGGGCAAAACAAGUAUCAUCAAACGAUAUGUACACCAAAACUUCUCUCCGAACUACAGAGCGACUAUCGGAGUAGACUUCGCGUUGAAAGUUUUAAAUUGGGAUACAGAAACUAUCCGGCUUCAGCUAUGGGAUAUUGCAGGUCAGGAGAGGUUUGGGAACAUGACCCGGGUGUAUUACAGAGAGGCUAUGGGAGCCUUCAUUGUCUUUGACGUCACCAGGCCAUCAACGUUUGAAGCAGUCACAAAGUGGAAGGAGGACUUGGACUCCAAAUUGACUCUUUCAAAUGGCAAGAACAUCGCUGCUGUGCUGCUGGCCAACAAGUGUGACCAAGGAAGAGAUGUACUGACGAACAAUGGCAUCAAAAUGGACCAGUUCUGCCAGGAGAAUGGGUUUGUGGGCUGGUUCGAGACCUCAGCUAAGGAGAACAUCAACAUUGAUGAAGCGGCCAACUGCCUGGUGAAACAUGUUAUAGCCAACGAGAAUGACAUCCUCCAGUCAGAAGUUCCAGACACGAUUUCGCCACAGCUGAAUUCUGCGAGAAACAGCACCUGCUCUGCCUGCUUUAAAUCAUAG